AUGCCUCCAAAGCGAAAGCGUUCCGGCGCCCCAGAUGGCGGGCGACCUUCACCCCAUCGGCCUGGUGACACGGGUCUCGGACAGCAUGACAGAGAAGAUAACGGCGGUAGAAGCCGUGGUCGAGGUAAUCAAAGAGGUGGUUUUAAUAACCGACGCGACUCGUCGCAACAUAGUCACAGGGGCUCUCGCAACCAAUCCCAGAACGGCUCACCAGUCAUGGCACGAUCAACCCUUCCACUGCAGGCCGUGUCUCCCACCAUGGGGCGAUCCAACUCGGCCUCACAAUCAAUGCCACCUCCACCGACAUCGCCACCUCCAUCUUUAUCGCUCGGACAGCCAGUCAUGAAGACUCCAACCCCGGCUACAGAAUCGACAGCCGAUCCCAACGCAUCCAAGCUUUCUGCGGUCGAAUACCGAUACAACACCUUAACAGACGAGAUUCUCCGUGAAUGGACCGAACGAGGUCGAACAGAAGUCAUCGAACAUGGUUGUCAGUCGCGUGAGGACGAGGAUAUCACAGAACUGUCUAGCGUCUUCCAGGAAUUUAUUCACUCCGUCAUCACUGGCAGGCUGGAUCCUACUGAUGCAGGAGCUUGCGUAAAAGAAAUUCUGGGCGAACAGCCUAGCGAAGAGUCUGCGGAUGGCGAUUCUUUCGCAAACCACUCGCUCUUCUUGGACUCCCUUUCGAUAAUCUUGGAAAUCGGCGCCAAUGAGUAUCAGCCAUCGCUCGCAGACUUUCUCAAGGCAACCGGAAUUCCUGUAUCACUCAUGCGACAAGUCUUGGAAGGCCCAGUAUUGACUCAGCUUGGUCUAGUCCGUACAAUCUUCCAGAGAACUUUGGUCAGACAUACCACCAACCUACUCUACCGACAAUCCAACUUCAACCUCCUCCGUGAGGAGACAGAGGGCUACUCGAAAUUGAUCACCGAGCUUUAUACAACCAGCGAUGUUCUUCCCGUUGACAUGGCUGUGCAGACAUUCGAAAAAAUCAAAGGUCUGAUUGGAACCUUUGAUUUGGACGUCGGUCGUGUGCUCGACGUGACCCUGGACGUGGCCGCCGCAGUUUUGGUCAAACAGUUUCGAUUCUUCGUGAAACUGCUGCGAGUUAGUUCUUGGUGGCCACGCUCGCAUUUGAAAGCCUCAGACACUGGGUUUAUUGGCGGCCUCCCCACCUGGGCCACUCCCGGAUACCCUGACUGGAAUACCACAGAGGAGGAUGAAGCGAAGAAUGCACAGUCGAGACUAGCCCGAGAUAUUGCGUUUUGGGAUCGAGCCCGCGAGGUUCAGCUCCAGGCCUUCUUCGAAUUAGGUGGAAGACGACCCUCGCCUUCAUCCGAACGUGAUCUGGCAACUACGAACGGGGAUGGUGGUGAAGAGGCCGUGCUUGAUUCCCAGAUGGAAUGGUUGAAGGCAACCAAGACAAUGCCACCGGUUGGUAACCGCGUUGCCGCUCAAUUACUUGGCUUCAAGCUUCUGUUCUAUUACUCGGACACCAGAGACCCCUCCGACGUGCUCCCUGCCAACCUCCUCUAUCUGGCUGCUCUUCUAAUCAAAAUCGGAUUCAUCUCUCUUGCUGAUCUCUGGCCGCACUUGUCUCCAGCCGAUGACAACAUGGACAAAGUCCGCGACCAGAAGCUCAAAGAGAUGGAAGAGAAGGAGAGGAAGGUUCGUGGAGGUGGCCAGAUGAAUGCGCUGCUCAUGGCUGGUGCAUUGCCUCAAGAUGACGAUGGACCACCCUCAGCACCAGCGCGAAGGGACGCAAAACGGCCAGAAGCCGAGCCCAAACCGGAUGUCAAGAAGGCGAACGAUCCCAAGUCAGACGAUCCGCAUGAGCAAAAAGUGACGCUUCUUACUCAACUCCUUACUAUUGGAGCUAUACCCGAGGCUUUGUUCAUCCUCGGCCGUUUCCCUUGGAUCCCGGAGGCUGUCCCCGACGUUAUUGACGGGAUACACCGCAUCCUUCAUGUCUCUUUAGAAAAGGUGUACAGUGAUAGCUGCCCUAUUAAGGCAAUACCAACAGACUGCCCUACGAAACGAGUUCCCGACACCGACCAAAAUGGCGUGCCCAAGGGUACCGUCAAGCUCACAUCUCUGACAACUAAAAAGAUUCUUCGAUGGCCUACCCCCGACAAGAACGACCAUAACGAGACGCAAGAUUACCACUAUUAUUGGGACGAGUGGACCGAUAACGUCCCUGUGUGCCAAAGUGUGGAUGACGUCUUCACCUUAUGUGACACCUUCCUCAACCUGUCAGGUGUAAACAUUGGCAAGGAUGAGGCUCUGCUAUCCAAAUUAGCCACAAUCGGUUCGAAGAGCUUACAUGAUGAUUCAUCAGAAAAUAAUCUGAAUCGCUGGCACAGCCUGCUUCGAAGAUUGUUGGUACCUGCUUUGAGUCAUACCAAGGCUAAUGGUUCUGCCGUCAACGCAGUUUGGGCUCUGUUGAAGCAUUAUCCAAUCCAAACCAGGUACUCUAUUUACUCUGAGUGGUUCGAGGGCCAAGUUUCGCGUAUCCCUGCCAUGCAAAAGGCCUUUGCGCGGGCCAAGUCAGAGACUCAGGCAACCAUGAAACGAGUUUCAUUGACAAACCUGGGUGAAAUGGCCAAGAGACUUGCAAAGACAAGUUUGUCUUCUCCUGGAAUUGUCUUCAGAGUUGCUUUCGAGCAGCUUGAAUCCUAUCCCAACCUGAUCGAGGCCUUCGUUGAAUGUGCUAAAUACUUCACUGAAUUAUCGCAAGAAGUCCUUGUCUGGUCAUUGGUGAAUUCUCUCGGAAAAUCUCGAAGUCGUACUCAAGCAGACCACGCCCUUACAACUAGCAAAUGGCUAUCAGCCCUUUCCAGGUUCACGGGCAAAGUUUUUCGUCGAUAUGCUACGCUCAGCCCAACACCGGUUCUUCAAUAUAUGAACAAGCAACUCUCUCAGGGAAACUCAACGGAUUUGAUCAUUCUCAAAGAAUUGAUUUCCUCAAUGGGCGGUAUUGUCGACACAGCCGAUUUUACCGACUAUCAAAUCCUAUCCAUGGCUGGUGGAGAGGUGCUUCGCCGCUACACUCUGAUUCGAGGCCAGGAUCGACGGUUCGACAAUGUUAGAAGCUCUCACCGUUUGGCAAAGGCUCUCACCGAAUCAAAACUCGCUGGUUUGGUAUUGGUCAAUCUUGCUCAAUUCCGACAGGCAGCGAUUUUCCAGGUGCCAGAAGAUGAGGCACACAUCAAGUAUCUAUCCUCUCUCAUUGACGAUACCCAUCAAAUAUUGAUACAGUACCUUGAUUUCCUCUGGACCAAUCUCGACGCAACCGCAUACGAAGCAGCUGUGCCACUGAUUCCUCAACUCAUGAAUUCUUUCGGCCUAGACGCCAGCUUGUCCUUCCUCAUUGGCAGAGCCAGUUUCUCUUCCAAGAUGUUCCCCCCAGUGCCAAGAAAAUCGGCCGAGGGAAAGGCUAUAGAAAAGGGGUCCGAGGUUGAUAAGGAUGGUGAUGCAAAGAUGGCCGAGCCCACUGGAACUUCGAAGCAAGAUUCUUCCUCCAAAGAGAAGGAUAAAGCCGCUAUGGAAGAAGAGAAGCGAAUUGCCGACUCGGCUCAGAUCCAAGCCAUGCUUCAGCCAACGGUUGAAGCAGCACGCGAGAAUUUGUCAACUGAUGUAUGGGAAAAGUUUACGCCAGAACUCUACGUCACAUUCUGGGCACUCCAGCUUGGUGAUAUAUUCUGCCCCGAUAAGAGUUACAAAGCUGAGAUUACCCGGGUCAAGAAUGAAGAGCUCGCUCUCUCCAGGGACCGUUCGAGUAUGAACCACAAGAAUCAAGAACGCAAGUAUGAGAAGAGAAAGGAGCUCAUGAACCUAUCCAUCGAUCUCCAAGAAGAGCAGAACGCACGUAUUCAACGACGAACACGGUUCAGGUGGUACCUCACGAGACAAUUCCAAACGUCCUUCCCUGAACCCAGGCCGACAGCUGAGAGCAUCGCCGACUUGCUCCUCGAGCAGUGCUUCCUUCCAAGGCUCGUUCUUUCGCCAGCUGACGCUGAGUACACGUAUCGAUUUAUCAAGUCUCUCCAUGAAUGGAAUGCACCUGGUUUCAAACUCAUGGCUCUUUAUGAUCGACUGUUCAAUGCCAACCGCCUUCGGUCAAUUAUCUUUUCAUGCACUGUCAGAGAAGCUGACCAACUGGGCCGCUUCCUCAAACUUAUCUUGGAAGACCUCUCCCGAUGGCACAAAAAUGAUCCCAUCCCAGGAGACAGAGACAGGCAGCGUCUUGGGGCAUAUGAAAAGGAGGGCAAAGGCCAGGGUGACCAAGCCCAUCUGGGCUUCGCACUUACUGUGGAUGACAAUGGCAAGCCCGAGACCUUUGUCGAGCAUGCUGAGUUCCAGGGUCACCUAUUCCGGUGGCACAAGAACUUAAACACCGCCCUCAAGUCAUGCCUCGGGGGCACAGAGUGGAUGCAUAUUCGAAAUGCCAUCACGGUGCUAAAGUGUGUCCUUGACUUUUUCCCAGCCAUCGAUUUCAUGGCAACUCAAUUUUCGAGCCAGCUUCAGAAGAUCACCAAGCAGGAAGCGGCUUCCAAGACUGCCACUGAAGGAGAAGAGGCUCAUCGUGUCGAUUUGUCCGUCGCAGCCCAGGGUGCUUUAUCUGAGCUCCAGAAGAGGAAGCCAAAGUGGAUUAUGGUACAGGCUUUCCGGCCCAACUCGGUAAGUUCGCAACCAAAAUCCGAGUGUAACAAGCCAGAAACUAACCUAUCAAAGGUUGGCGGCGCCCAAGCAGAUGGUGAUAGAUCAAGCCUACGUCCCACAGCUACGGAGUUUAAGCCAAACACUCCCAGCGCUUCUGUUCAGCAAACGACAGCUGAGGCAGAGGAUGGUGAGGUUCAGGAUGGGAAGCCAAAGUCCCGAGUUGUCUCCUCAAGCAACAAUGAGACUGCCUCCAAUGACUCUCUGCCUCCCAAGCCAUCAGGUCCUAGCCGAGACACUUCAAGGCGAGAGGCUACACCAAGUGCACCUGCACCGCGUGCUCCAGCUCCCAAGAAUGACCCUCGUGCUAACCUGCCAAACCAUCCCCCCCCAAGCCUUCCAAGUCGCCCAGACGUGCCCAUUCCCGGUCACUACUCGGAAAGGUACAACCAAUCACGCACCCAUGAUCGCCGAGAGACCAGAGAUACCCGAGAUACCCGAGAAUCUUGGAACUCGAGAGAACCUCGUGAGAGCCGCGAUCCACGAGAUGUCCGUGAGCCUAAAGAACAUCACGACCCACGAAAUAACUGGCCAAAGGAUGUUGAGUUCCACGACCGAGGUCGUGAGCAUACCGACCGACGACAGCAUGACGGUCGUGAAUCUCAUCGCCCAGAAAUCCCGUCUCGCAAUGGCCCAGAGAGGGAUCGACCACCACGAGAAAGUCGGGGUGCGAAGAACCAGGAAGAGCCAAAGAAGGAUCCAGUGGCACCCUCAAAGACAGAUUCAUCCUCAACCUCUCAAGAGCCUGCAAUGAAUCCCGAGCGAGCUGCACUGUUCCGCCAAGAAAACAAGGAAUGGACCCCGCGUCGCCAAGAGGCGGAACAGCCAGCAAGGAAUCGAAGGCAACCUCAAGGCGAAGCAGCUCUGGAUAAUGUCAACCCAGAGCGUGCUGCAUUGAUAGGAGAUAAAGCAGACGGUACACCUAGCCGACAGCCACGGGAAGAAGGCCGGGAACGAGCGGCAAGGGGCCACUCAGACCGGCAUGCACCUCGUCAUGGCCACGAUAACCCUCCACCACCAACAGAACCAGCCCAUGAAGAGCGACCAGUACGACCGUUUCCUCAGGAUCACCGCGGCCCUUCUGGAAGAGAUCCCCGAGAUCGAUCUCCUCACCCUAGCAGUUAUCGUGGAGAACGACCACUUGACCGACCUGGCGGUGAUCGCGGAGCUAAUGAGAAGAGCAGAGACGCUUCGGGCUUUCACCGUCCCGGCUCCCGUGGCCAAGAACAUGAACACCGUGGGCCAGCUUUUGAGGAGCCCAAUUAUGGUCGUUUGAAUCCUGUUGAAGCCGUCAAUGAUGCGCCGUCGGGACCGCGCGGUCGUGGCCGGUCGGCUGCUAGAGGUGGCCAUCCGAACGCCGGACUUCCGCCAUCUCGACCGGAUAACCGAUACUCGCAUGAUACCCCUGAGAGACAUCCUCCGACAGGUCCCUCGUCGUCUGGACGUCCAAACCGCCGUGGUUAUGAUUCUCAUGGGCCCCCCCAAACACCAUCCAAUGGCUCAAUGCACAAUGAUCGCAUGAGGAACUUUAGCGCCGGUCCAGAAAUGGGAUCUCCAGCUACAGGUGUUCACCCUGAUCGACUUGCCCAGAUGGGACCAGGAAGCAACUCGCAUCCGACUCCGCCUCCUCCACCACCUCCGCCUCCAGGAGGUCCGCCACCACAUGGACGGCACUCAAUGGGCUCCAAUAUGACUCCCGAUCGAUCACGUUCUGACCAGAGAUCUUCGAACAAUAUCAACAACAACAUGAAUGUGACACCAAUGUCCGAGGGUGGAGAACGAUCCCGGGGCGGGAGCAGGAGACAGCUGGCUGGCAUCAAUAACAUGCUUCAAGCCAGCAAGCCUGAGCCAACUCGCAGCAGCAGCAGCCGAGGUAGCCGCCCACGUCAAAUGCUGGGCAACUCGGAUGUGCAGGUCCUUACGGGUGGUUCUCCUGCGGCGACCCCAACUCAGGAGCGGCCAGAUCCUGUUCGUCACGAAUCCUCUCACAAGGCUCCCACCAACGGUGACGAGGCAGCUCCAAGAGAGGAGCACGAUCGAUCUCGUCGUGACCGCGAAUCUCGCUCUGAUAGGCCUAGCAGGUCGUCUCGACGCAGCAGCCGUGAUCGGGACCAUGAGCGAAGUGCAACACGCGAUAAGGACUCCAAGGAACAUCGCGAGUACCGUGAAAGACGAUCAGGGGCAGGUCAAGAGAGCAAUAGAGAGGAACGGGAAUCUAGGAGACCAGCGCGUGUCGCCAGUGGAAAGGAUUUCAUGCCACCCCCGAGUGGUGGUCGUGAGGUGAUGGGACCAAGGGAGAGUCGGCAUCGCGGAGAUGGCUCGGCAAGCCGAGGACCACCGCGUGAAGGUGGAGGUUCACGACCAGAUGAACGAAGGGAAAGUAGCGGACGGAAAAGGCGCGGAGACGACGGGGCGGGAAGCAUGGGAAAUGAUCGUGAGAAGCGGCCCCGACGAUAA
Messenger RNA from Clonostachys rhizophaga, 7173 nucleotides. NCBI's taxonomy places the organism in Eukaryota, Fungi, Ascomycota, Sordariomycetes, Hypocreales, Bionectriaceae. The record is from the annotation of a GenBank genome assembly.